AUGUCUUUGAUGGACCAUCCAGAUACAAGGACUGACACCAAUACCCCUCCACACACUCCUCUGCCUGAUGCUCUGUCCACUGUUGACUGGACCACUGGGGGAUCUGGCUUAUCAUUCACAGUCACUACCUCAGCUCCUCAAGGGGGCACAACUCUCCAAGAACACCCUUUAGAGACUACAAUCAGCCCAGCCGCCUCCCAGCUGCUCUUCUCUACAGGAGGCAUUACAACUGGGGUCACAUCUGAUGCAAUGAAAAAAUUCACCUCCUCUAGCAGGACAGCCAAGCCAAGCCCUGCUCACUUCACAUCUACUCCCAACACAUCUACGCAGAGCAGCACCAGCCCCUCUACCUCCGUUCUUGGGACAGAAUCAACAGGAAAGACCCUCACCAACCAAACAGAUGCCCCUUGGGCAACAUCACAGGAUACACUCACACUGGACUCAUCAACCACAGAUUCCUGGGCAGGGACUCAGAGUUUUCCACACUCAGAGAUGACCACUCUUAUAAGCGAAGAUUCCAAGGGCUACAUCACAAAGUACAUUCACCUUGGACACAUCGACUGCAGCAUCCUGGACAGUGAGUCCAUCAGUUGUAACUCAGGAUUUUCCACACUCAAGGAUGACCACUCUCAUGAGUACCAGUUCUGA
Messenger RNA from Orycteropus afer afer, 648 nucleotides. The record is from RefSeq and is a predicted model, not a curated record. Lineage: Eukaryota; Metazoa; Chordata; Mammalia; Tubulidentata; Orycteropodidae.